AUGGAGCUGACCAAAGUGUGCCGGCUGUGCCUGUCCGCGGUCGAGUGGCCCGUCAACGUUUUCGACGAACUGUCCGACAAGAUAGCCCAAUGCCUGCAGAUCCAUAUAUCCCGGACCGACCAGCUGCCCAAACACGUGUGCGUCAAGUGCAAAGACACCGUCAACGAGUUCUACGCGUACUACACCAACGCGGUCGAGUGCCAGAAACAGCUCGAUCAGCUGGCGGACGUCCAGCACAACAUGGCUUCCAGUAGUUUUGAACCGGUGGUGACCAUUAAUUAUGACCAAAAUACAGAAUACAAAUCUGAAUACAACGAACCAGAGAGUUGGUCUGAAAGUAAUCAAUCGGAAAUUGAAACAAAAGACGCUGUGAAAAUAGAUCCCACUGAUGAAAUCGAUGACCAAACAUCAGAUAGGACUAAGACACCUCGUAAGGUUAAAAUAAAAUUUUUCAAAUGCAGAAAAUGUGAAGAAUCUUUUAAUACCAAACACGCAUUGAAAGAUCAUCAAAAUGAUGCACAUCCGCACUCUGCAUAUAAGUGUAAUUGUUGUGAUAAAACAUUUGACACAAUGUGUGCUCGACAAAAACACAAAAAAGAAGAACAUCCUAGUGUCACUUAUUCGUGCGACACGUGUGACUAUCGUACACCUUACAAGAGUCGAAUGCAAUAUCAUGAAAAUAGACAUAAAAAAGUGUACAGCGUGUUCUGUGAUACGUGCCAGGCAGGCUUUUUCAACAAAGACGAGUUGGCUACGCAUGAAAUUAAAAACCAUGGUGCCGAGCCAUACCAGUGUGAUCGUUGUAGUAAAUUAUGCACGUCCAAGACCAAUUUGUACAGCCACAUGAAAGUACAUACCACAUCGGCCGAAUCAGUUAGCUACCAAUGCGAAACCUGUGGAAAAGCUUUCAGGCGUAUAGGCAGUUACAGACGACACAUUCAGUCACAUUUAGGUCUGAAAUACGAAUGUUCUUAUUGUAACAAGCUACUGAGUUCAGCACACCAUCUAAAACUUCAUGUGCGCAUACAUACCGGUGAGAAAAAUCACGUGUGUGAAAUGUGCGGCAAAGCAUUCACAGUUAGCAAGUACCUAGUCGAACAUAAAAGAAUACAUACAGGUGAGCGGCCAUUCAAAUGUGACUUGUGCUCGAAAGGUUUUACUCAGAAGACGUCCCUGCGCAUACACACCAGAUGGCAUACAGGAGACCGCCCUUAUAAAUGUGACGUAUGCGAUGAUAGAUUUGUAAUCAACACAUUUUUGCAGAGGCACAUUAAGAAACACCAUCCUGAUCUUGUAGAACCUGUACAAGACCCGUGCGCCAACUCCCUUCAAACUUUAUGA
Macrosiphum euphorbiae (potato aphid) is the source of this 1341-nucleotide messenger RNA. NCBI's taxonomy places the organism in Eukaryota, Metazoa, Arthropoda, Insecta, Hemiptera, Aphididae. The record is from the annotation of a GenBank genome assembly.